GAUCCUGCGACAACAUUCCGUUCAGCGUUAGCGUUUGAACGCCUGAUGGCCAUCUUCUCGCAGAAUGCUGAUUCUUUCUGCUGCAGUUGCUCGGGGGACUUUUGUGCUUUGUGAAUAUGACGCUUCGACAGGUGCAGAUGACUUGACAGAAAUUUCUCGCAAGGUACUUCCCAAAAUCCCACGCACCGGAGCGAUCAGGUCUUAUGUGUACGGAGGUCAUACCUUCAACUACUUGUUGGAUAAGGAUCUCAUUUUUCUAUGCAUAGCAGCACCGACGGCCACAGAGCUGGUCUUCGAAUUCUUGAACGAAUUCCGACGGACAUUUGAGGCUGUGUCUCGUCGAAGCAACCGCGAAGUGGAAUUGGCAAGGAUGCUGCGAGAUUUGAUCAUGCGGUACAACAUGGAAAAUGGUGGUGGCCGGGUUGAGCAAGUGGAAAGAGAUUUGGAGGAGGUGACGGACGUCAUGCGCAACAACCUGGGCAAGGUGAUCGAGCGUGGCGAGCGCAUUGAUUCGUUGCUGGACAAGACCUCCGCGCUAAAAGCGGAAUCGGUCUCCUUCAGAAGCAGCGCAAAAAGGUAUAAUGAUGACCUUUGGUGGCGGGACCAACGAGGCAAGAUGUUCCUUGGCAUUGUCGCCAUGGCCGCCAUUGUGAUUUUGACGUGGUUCAUGCUGCAAAGCCUUCAGAGUUUGACAGUUUGACGUGUUUAAGCAAGAGGAGAUGCGCUGGUACACAUACCCUUUCGUUCUCAGUGCAUGGCCAGGCGCCCUGAAAAGCCACCAGACGGCUCCUAGUGGGACAAAAAUGCCCGACCAUCACGACACUGUAUCAUGUGAAGUUGAGAGUAUGUCAGGUUUUUGCUGCAGUUCAGGUAUGUCAGGUAUGUGGCAAUUGAGACGAUGCAUAGAUUGAAUACAUUCAGUAGAUCAGUAGGGUUUGUUCUGUAUGUCGCGUUGACGGUAAGAUAGCAAUCUUGGAGCAACAAAGCUCUCUUUUUUUUGUGAGACCCAAGCCCCCAGGGGCGCCCGAC
Molecule: messenger RNA, 1029 nt
Organism: Durusdinium trenchii
Lineage: Eukaryota; Dinophyceae; Suessiales; Symbiodiniaceae
Source: the annotation of a GenBank genome assembly